GCCACUUCUCCAGUUCCUUCCACGAUGCCAUUUCUGCGGUCUUGCCCAAUCAAAUACCGUCAGGAAUUCCUCCACCAGUCAUUCAAGCGGUCGCAAAAACCUCGAAAUAGGUAUCAAGGCACUUUGAACGGCCACCUUGAAUCUUCCCCCGAGCCAGCCAGGACGACCAUUGUUCAUAGACCGUCAAGAUGCUCAAACCUGGAUUCCCCUCGUCUCCCAAGUCGAGUUUCAAAGAUAUGCUGGUUCGUGUAAAUGCUAGACAUCAAUUUGCAAAACAAUAUAUCGCACAGAACGGUCCGACUGCUCAAGAAUCGAUGAAGAAACUUUGGAUGGGUAUGUCUCGCAAAGAGAGACAGGUAAGCCGAGCUGUGCAUGGUUUAACGUUCAGAUCCAGCCGUAGAUCGAACUCUGCGGCAAGGCGAAAGUGGUACGAAGGAAACGGAGAAACAAGCGGCCGCCGGGGAGGCAAGGAAAGAGGGGAAAGAAACAAAUGUCGAUAUUAUGUAGAGGAAAGAACUGAGAUGAGACACGCUUUUGGAUUGGUACGUACAAGAGAGAUGAUUCGAAAUAGGACCGGUUCGACCUCCUCUCCAGAAAUGAUGCCACUAUUUCUUGAGGUAACUUCUCCAUCGAUGGAGGUCCUUGCACGCAUCCCGCUCUACAGAAGGUGUACAUAAUGGAGCUGCACGACUUCUCCUGCUGUUCAUCUCCUCGUUGACGCGUCGGG
Messenger RNA from Marasmius oreades (fairy-ring Marasmius), 727 nucleotides. RefSeq lists its product as uncharacterized. Lineage: Eukaryota; Fungi; Basidiomycota; Agaricomycetes; Agaricales; Marasmiaceae. The transcript is spliced from 2 exons. The record is from RefSeq and is a predicted model, not a curated record. Bases 189 to 677 code for a protein of 162 amino acids.